AUGCCACCAACAGCCUGGCUCACAGACACCACCAGCAUCGACACUGCCAGCCAUCUCAAACAACUAGUCCAAACCAUGACCAACACAGUCAACGCCCGCAACUUCAACCCAGCCUUCUGGGAACCACUCAUCCACCCAUCCUACCAAGACAACAGCAAAACCUGGUUCACCGGCCUGCGAGGCCCAGAGCUCUUCACCGUAGCACUCCGAGAUUUCAUCACGGAGAAUCCUGACUUCAUAGUCCGCACAAUUGAUAUGACUGUUGAAGUUGAUGAGAAGAAAGGGACUGCGCAGGUGGCGCAGCAUACGCAGAUUUUGGGGAGCGAGACGGCGAGGCCGUCGAUUACGACUUGGCCGUUUAAGAGCAAUCGGGCGUUGGCGUGGCAGGCGAAGAGUAUGGUUAGUGUGUUUGGGGGGAUGCCGGUUAUGGAUGGGAUGUGGUAG
Molecule: messenger RNA, 444 nt
Organism: Fulvia fulva
Lineage: Eukaryota; Fungi; Ascomycota; Dothideomycetes; Mycosphaerellales; Mycosphaerellaceae
Exons: 1
Coding region: 1-444 (147 amino acids)
Source: RefSeq, a predicted model, not a curated record